Etheostoma spectabile (orangethroat darter) is the source of this 4552-nucleotide messenger RNA. RefSeq names its product transmembrane protein 132D. The record is from RefSeq and is a predicted model, not a curated record. Bases 597 to 3995 code for a protein of 1132 amino acids. The transcript is spliced from 9 exons. Lineage: Eukaryota; Metazoa; Chordata; Actinopteri; Perciformes; Percidae.
GUAGACAGAGUAAAAUUUCACGUUUGAUAAUUUGACAUGACAGACAAAGCAACGCAGGGUUAAUCCUACCAGCUGGUCACUGGACGUGGCUUCCUGAGCGGAUGAACAGUGACAGAUGAUGAGUUUAGUGCCCUGAGGAUUGCGCACAAGACAGUCAGUGAUCUGCUAACAGCCGUUUAACUCCGCAGAGUACCAGCCGCGGCGGCAGCCUGCAAGACCUACUCAAUCUGGACGACUUGUUGAGACACUACGCUUAGAGAGGUAAUAAUUGAUCGAAACGAACAUUCUCCGUAACACAGUCUGAGCUCAAGACUCCCACAUCUUCUGACCGGGCACAAAGUCUCAGGAGAUACAUCUCCAGGAUCGUUUCACACAACUUUUACGCGCAACCGGGGAACCUGCCGAUGAUCAGAUCUCGAUGCGCUGUCACCUGCAGCACGGACUACACUGCAAUCUAUACUCACACAGGUGUGAUUAUGUUGAUUGUGCGAACAGCAGGAAUGGAUGAAACGACCCGCUUCAUGCUUUGCUGAAACGAGACCAAACCACGGACACUGGGAACUUGUCUUGAACAGCUUGCCGCGCAGUGUGCCAAAAUGAGCUUUUACUACCAGAGCUGGAGGAUCUUACAGAUAUUCUUUGCAACAAUAAUCACUGUUCUCACACAAGAUUUGAGCAGUAAAGAGCUAACUGACUUUAAGAGCCCAGUGCCUUUCCCUGUCUUCUUGCCUGUCAACUAUGAGGUGCAAGAUGCUGACUUCCUCUUCUUGAAGGAGGCUGGGCAGGACUUCAUGAGGAACUCCAGCAUGCAGAGCCACACGCAGCCCUUUGUUAUCUUGCGGGCCAUCCGGCAGCCAGCUGUCAACGCCAGCUACGGCACUAUGUCCACAGAGCAGCUUGUGCCUCGAGAUUUGAUCCAGACUGUGCAGCCUUUCAACGUGCCAGACGUCUUCACCUUUGACUGGAAAAUUCAGGCCUUUGUGCUGACGCCUCGGGUUUUCUCCUCCAAGCCCAAAGUGCGGGUGCUCUUCUAUGUUGCAGGGAGGGACUGGGGGAGGGGGGAAGGAACUGUGGAUGAGCUACCGUGUGUCACAGUGUAUGCUUUCUGGCAGACCCAGGAGGUGAAGGGUUCUUGUGCCAUGGGAGGCGAGAGAGGAACCUGCAUGGCUGAGCUAGCACCAGCACCUAGCUGGUUUGCUCCAGGGUCAGAGGGCACCAGCAGGGAGAGGCAGGACCCGUCUACUGGAAACCCUGUGGAGUUGUACUACCAGACGCAACCCAAAGUCAAUGGGAAGUGUGAUUCUGUGGAUGGAAGUCGUAAGGCUGACUCAGAGCCACAGCCAGAGUUUGUUCCUGUCACGCCCAUGCAGAGGAUUGGCAGCGUGCGUCUUCUGCAGGUGCCCAAAGGAAUGGCAACACUUUCUCGGCUCAAGCUCGGCAAUGCCAUUGUCAUACGGACAUCCUCCAAACCGCUGAAGAAGACUGAUUUCGCCACCUUCUACAUACUCAUGGCCAGCUCUGUUCAGCUGACUAACUUCACUCUCAGAGCUACAGUAAAUAAUGGUGUGACCUUUCGAACAGCGACACCCAGUAACUCUUUACUGUGGGACAUCACUCUGGAUAUGGGUGCAGAUGGAGCCAUUGCAGUUAUUUGUCAGAGGAAAGCUCCUAUACCUGGGAAAAGGCUUGACAGCAGUCUGCUAGAGGUGCUUCAGAUGGAUUUUGAAGUGGAGGAGCUGAGCAGUCCUCUCGACAGUCAGGUCAUUGUAUGGAGGCUGGAAAUACCAUCCGGGUCCAAAAACGUAGCCAAGACAGAAGGAGCCAUGAGGAUCUACACUACUCAGAGAGACUAUGUUGGCCUGGCCCCUCUUGUAAUGGGCACAGAGAUCCUGAACACAGCUGUUCUGACUGGAAAGAAGGUAGUGAUGCCUGUGAGGACAGUCGCGGUGGAAGAAGAUGGAGUGGUCACCGAUGUGUCUGACUACACAGACUGUAGCUCCACUGAUGAAGAUGUACUCAAGGUGUCCGACAGGUGUGACUAUGUUUUCGUGAAUGGUAAAGAGACGAAGGGCAAGGUGAAGUUGGUGGUGAACUUUACCUACAGCUACCUGAGUGCUCAGCUUGAAAUGAACGUAUGGAUGCCUCGACUCCCCCUCCAGAUUGAGGUAUCAGACACGGAGCUGAGCCAGAUCAAAAGCUGGAGAGUACCCAUACUAACCUCAAAAAGGCCUGGCUGGACCAGUGACGAAGACGACAGGAAGGGGAAAGGAUGCAUGCUGCAGUUUCAGCAUGCCCUGGUGCGGGUGCUAACUCACUUCUUGGCAGAGCAGGCGGACCCUCGGGAUCCUAAGGCCUAUUUCCUGGGCUCGGAUUGGCAGGUGGAUGUCACAAGGCUGGUUCGAUACUUCAUCAAGGUGGAGGACCCUCGAGUGGCAAAGCUGCAGGCGGGAAGGGUGCUGUCAGGACGGGACCUCGGGACAACCGCCAUCCAGGUGUUUUCGCCACUGUCUGACGCAAUCUUGGCUAAAACGACUAUCAAAGUCGUGGAUGACAAAGUGACCAUCACAGAGUUGGGGGUCCAGCUGGUUACAGGCCUCUCUAUGAUUUUACAGCUCAGUACCGGAAGCAAUAGGGCCAUCCUGGCCACAACGACCACACAGGAGGUCCUACAGAGCCCCAAACAGGAAGCUUUGGUGAGUGCCUGGCUGCAGUUCAGUGAUGGCAACCAGACACCUCUUGACAUUUAUGACCCGGCUUACUACAGAGUAACAGUGACUUCUCUCAAUCUGGGGGUGGUGUCAGUGCAGGGCUCUCCUCCUGCUGUGGUGGCAGAGGGUGAGGGCGAGGGAGUCCUGGUCAGAGUAGAGAUGUCCAUCUGCGAGUCCUGCCAGAAGUCCAAACGCAAAAGCACAGUGGCUGUGGGCAAUGGCAGCCUCAAAGUCAAGUUUCAAGUGAACGGUUGGCGCCCAGAUGACAAUACCAGCAAUACCGACAGCAGCAAGGACAACGGAAGUGACUAUGGGAACAACGGGAAAGAAGUGGACAGGAAGCAGAGGAAGCCGUCCCAGGAUCCUUCACCGCGCAGCUCAGCUUCAGAUAGAGAGAAGAGUGCCAGGCAGAAGGUCACAACCACGAUCAAAUCUACUGACCGAACCUUCAUCACCAGCGGCAGCCUUGGAGGAGUGGGUAAGAACAGCAAUUCGGGGAACACCGGCAGCCCUACCAGCGUGGUGAAUAUAAGCAUGAUGAACAGCCCCAGUGACAGCAGUAGAGCAUUUGGCUCAGACAAUAUUAUAGUGGAGGAUAUGAGCAGUGUUAGCUUUACCAGCACUGUGAAGGCCCCUGGCAACCUGGUGAACUAUAACAACUUCCCCACCAAGGUGGUGGUACCUGGGCAAGAGACAGCAGAAGUAGAAACUGGUGGCGAAGAAAUCUUGGGCAACAGGCCGCUCACAGACUUAGAGAUUGGCAUGUACGCUCUGUUGGGCGUCUUUUGCCUGGCCAUCCUGGUUUUUCUGAUUAAUUGUAUCUCAUAUGUUGUUAAGUUCAGGCAUAAGAAGCCUCCCUGUCAUGGCCAGGAGCCCACAGGGCACAGGCAUGACUGGGUAUGGCUCGGCACAGACGCCGAGCUGGUGAUGAGUGUGCCAGGCAGUCCUGUCCAGCAAGACUGCCAGACAACAACAACCGUCAUAGACAUUGGGCCCAAUAAGACUGCCUCUCUGCCCAGAAGGCCCAGUUGUCUGUCCUCUGUUACAGACUCGCCCCUCAGCUGCAUGGGCUCCCUCAGGAGCAAACCUAUGCACACAGAGUCCCUCCACUCGCCCACCAGCAAGAGAAAGAGAGUCCAGUUCACCACUUUCUCCACUCUGGAGCGCCAGCAUUCCCCACAUCUCCCGCCAAGAGAGAAUGGUCAUGGCAUCCACUGGGUUGGGAAGGAGGACAGUUGUGAAGAGGAACCCCAAGUGCCCAUUACACAGCCUGGGGACCCGUUAUAAUAAAGACCGUGAUCAGACCUCACAUGUACAGUAGAUGUGGCUUUGAUCACCUCAAUGCCUUUGUUAAGUCCAAUAACUGUCUAAAAAAAUGGGAUUUUGGAAUUGCCCUCUUCAUACAUUUCAUUACCUAUGAAUGCCUUUUACAUGUGUACUGUAUAUUAUUGUCAAUAUUGAAGUGUGGAUGCGUGUUAGACGGUUGAUUAGAUGGACUCUUAUUUAUACGUCUUAUUUAAACGUUAAAAGCCAAACCCAAUUGUUAAUGCUGCAUGUGGAUAAUAUUUGCACUCACAUGCUGGUAUACACAGUACAAAGACACGCUGAAAAAGUAUCCAACAUAACAAAAACAAUAUAUUGAUUACCAGUUAUAAAACAGAGCUCUACAGAGCAGCAGACGCCCGAUAGAUAUCUGUUUCACCAAAAAUGUGGCUUUGAUUAAACAUAAUUCUAGCUGAAAUGGGUGUUUUCUAUUAUGCAAUAUCCAAGAUCCCUCUUUUUGUAAAUUUAAAUUAAUCUAAUUUUCAUUUGAUUUUUUUUCAUUAAAACACUAUGAAUUUAAA